This is a messenger RNA of Erigeron canadensis, 426 nucleotides long. RefSeq names its product polyubiquitin-like. The coding region runs from base 1 to 426 and encodes 141 amino acids. NCBI's taxonomy places the organism in Eukaryota, Viridiplantae, Streptophyta, Magnoliopsida, Asterales, Asteraceae. The transcript has a single exon. Gene Ontology annotation, cellular component: nucleus; cytoplasm. The record is from RefSeq and is a predicted model, not a curated record. Gene Ontology annotation, molecular function: protein tag activity; ubiquitin protein ligase binding. Gene Ontology annotation, biological process: protein ubiquitination; modification-dependent protein catabolic process.
AUGAAGAUCAUGGUAUUGAGGGUUCUUAAAGAAUCGCCAUUGAGGUUGAAAGUUGAACACAAAAGAUCAACCUUAAUGUCGAAACAAAUACUAAUGAAGGCCAAAUCGGGACAACGUGAAUAUGCCAUGACCGUAGGAAAGUUGUUGCGUUAUGGCAUUCAAGAAAAAUACGGGCCGUCAAUUGUGAUUAAAUCGAGGGAAGGUUCGCAAAAGUUUGCUAGAAGGGUCACAUGGAAAUAUAUUCCUGUGAAGGUCGAUAGGUUGCAUACGAUUGGUGAUGUGAAGAUGCAUAUUGAAGAAACCGAAGGGAUUCCUGUUUAUCGACAAAGGAUUGUGUUUAAGGGCAAGUGUCUUGGCGAUGAAGGUAGUUUGGCCGACUAUGACAUUCAAGACAGUUGUGUAUUGCAUCUCGUCGACUUGCUUUGA